AAAAAAUGUCUUUGAGUCAAAUAACGAGAAAAUUUGUGUUAAUUUGUUUUUUCGUUUUAUUGUGGUAUAUAAUUAGUUCUUUUUAUUUUGAACAAGAAGAAUUAUUAUCAGAUAAUGAAGAAACACUUACAGGAGUUCAUCUUACAUCAAAUACAAACAAAACUAUCAUAACUGAUGAUGAUAAUAAUAAAAAUCAAUUAGAAGAACUAAACAAAAAAUAUUGUGGUAAACCCACAUGUAAAUUUUUGUUUGUUUAUCUUAUUGGAGAACAAGAAACGAAAGCGAAUUUACAUUUUCGAUCAUUUAGUCAAUUGGCUGAAAAAUUAAAUCGUAUAAUGGUUUUAACAAAUGUUGGUUCUUCUCGAAUUGGUACUUGUAACGAAUUUCCAUUUGAUUUUUAUUACAAUAUCACUUUACUUCAAAAAGAAUUUCCUAAUGUUUUAUUUAAAUCAGAAAAUGAUUUCAUUUUCUGGCUUAAAGAACGUGAUCAACUUAAAAGGAUGAUGAAUAAUAACAAUAACAAAAUCAUACCACCAUUAUCAAUAUUACAUUCUAGUAUUAAAAGAUCUAGAAAUACUGAGAAAACAUUUUAUGAUGAUGCAGAAACAAAUUUUGAUGUAUAUAAUUGUAUUUCAAAAUUCAAACCAUUAAUGAAUCUCGAAGAUCCUACUAAUUCCAGAGUAAAAUAUACAAAAAUGAUUAUCAGAACAACUGAUAUGAGAUCGAUAAUAGCUCGAGUUAAAUUGUCCGAAUUGCUUACUAAAGUCCUCACAAUCGAUGAAGAAAUUUUAUUAGUGAAUGGAAAAGUAGUUGAUCCUUUGUUUCCUCAAACUAUGCCAGUUAUACCUUAUAGUGAUUAUAUAUUGAAUGAAGCUCAAAAAAUAAAAGAUAAAUUAUCUUCUUCAUAUAUUGGAAUUCAUUGGAGAUUAGAAUCUUCAACACCUAAAUUAUUACCAGAAUGUGUUCAAGGUCUUAUUAAAACAUUGAAUAAAAUUAAGGAAGAAGAAGGAAUUAAAAAUAUUUACUUAGCAACAGAUUAUCCCCUUUUAUCAUCAAGAUCACAAUCUA
Rhizophagus irregularis DAOM 181602=DAOM 197198 is the source of this 1068-nucleotide messenger RNA. Lineage: Eukaryota; Fungi; Glomeromycota; Glomeromycetes; Glomerales; Glomeraceae. The record is from RefSeq and is a predicted model, not a curated record.